GACAAGAAGGAGAGAGAGAGAGAGAGAGAGAGAGAGAGAGAGAGAGAGAUGGCGAAAUACAGCUUAGUUGUGGUGUGUCUUGUAAUGGCAGCAGCUCUUUCAAAAGCAACGAUAGAACAAGACGAGCAGGACUGCGCAGACCAGCUACAGAACCUGGCGUCUUGCAUUCCAUACGUGAGCGGUAGCGCGAAGAAGCCAACGCAGCAAUGCUGCGACGACACCGUGAAAGUUCGAAGCAAGAAGCCCAAAUGCCUGUGUGUCCUCAUAAAGGAGAGCGCCGAUCCGUCCAUGGCCCUCCCUGUCAACACCACAUUAGCUUUACAGAUGCCCUCCGCCUGCAACAUCGACGCCAAAGUCUCCGACUGCCCCGCGAUUCUGAAGCUUCCACCAGACUCACCUGAUGCGAAGAUAUUCAAGGAUGCGAAUACAGAUUCAACUACAACAAGUGGGUCGUCAUCAUCGUCUUCGUCAACAUCACCUUCUUCAUCAACCUCACCUUCUUCUUCUUCUUCUUCUUCGAGUUCGGAUUCGAAGGCGAGUCCAAACAGCAAUGAGGGAGAGAAAAUGGAUAUUGUAGGGAGUGCAGCUUUCUCUCUUUUGGUGGCUACGAUAGCAUGGGUGUUGGUGUGAGUUACAUGGGACUUUUGCAUGCGAAUGGGAAGAACGAAGAAGCUGUAGAAGCUGUUAGUAGAUAUAAGUUCGGAUUCUCUAUUAAUAAAACUGACUUUGUUAAAGCCAUUUGAUGA
This is a messenger RNA of Magnolia sinica, 746 nucleotides long. RefSeq names its product non-specific lipid transfer protein GPI-anchored 14-like. Lineage: Eukaryota; Viridiplantae; Streptophyta; Magnoliopsida; Magnoliales; Magnoliaceae. The transcript is spliced from 2 exons. The record is from RefSeq and is a predicted model, not a curated record. The coding region runs from base 49 to 630 and encodes 193 amino acids.